AACCCAUUCUUUCGUUUUUUUAGCUCACUGGCCAUCCGCUGGCAGUUUCGGGCUUAAUACCGAUAUUUUAGCAACAAAUCUAAUAAAUCUAACUGUAGUGGUUGGUGUUUUGAUUUUUUUUGGAAAGGGAGUGUUAAAAGAUUUAUUAGAUAAUCGAAAACAGAGGAUCUUGAGUACUAUUCGAAAUUCAGAAGAAUUGCGUAGAGGGACCAUUGAGCAACUCGAAAAAGCUCGGAUUCGAUUACAGAAAGUCGAACUAGAAGCGGAUGAGUAUCGAAUGAAUGGAUACUCUGAGAUAGAACGAGAAAAAGCAAAUUUGAUUAAUGCUACUUCUAUUAGUUUGGAACAAUUGGAAAAGUCUAAAAACGAAACCCUUUAUUUUGAAAAACAAAGGGCAAUGAAUCAGGUCCGACAGCGGGUUUUCCAACAGGCCGUACAAGGAGCUCUAGGAACUCUGAAUAGUUGUUUGAAUACCGAGUUACAUUUCCGUACGAUUCGUGCUAAUAUUGGCAUUCUCGGGUCCCUGGAAUGGAAGAGAUAAUUAAAUUAAUUAGGCCUUGAACUUCUACUUUCGUUUAGAAUUUAGGCAUUAUUUUUCCCCUUGCUUCCGAAAAAAGAGUCAAGAAACACUAAUGGCAACCCUUCGAGUCGACGAAAUUCAUAAAAUUCUCCGCGAACGUAUUGAACAAUAUAAUAGGAAAGUAGGGAUUGAGAAUAUAGGUCGCGUAGUUCAAGUGGGGGAUGGGAUUGCUCGUAUUAUAGGUCUUGGUGAAAUAAUGUCAGGUGAAUUAGUCGAAUUUGCAGAAGGUACUAGGGGUAUUGCUCUGAAUUUGGAAUCCAAAAAUGUUGGGAUUGUAUUAAUGGGCGAUGGGUUGAUGAUACAAGAGGGAAGUUUUGUAAAAGCAACAGGAAGAAUUGCUCAGAUACCCGUGAGUGAGGCUUACUUGGGUCGUGUUGUAAAUGCUCUGGCUAAACCUAUUGAUGGGAAAGGCGAAAUUAUAGCUUCCGAAUCUCGCUUAAUUGAAUCUCCUGCUCCAAGUAUAAUUUCCAGGCGUUCCGUAUACGAACCUCUUCAAACAGGGCUUAUUGCUAUCGAUUCGAUGAUCCCUAUAGGGCGCGGUCAGCGAGAGUUAAUUAUUGGGGACAGACAGACUGGCAAAACAGCAGUAGCCACAGAUACAAUUCUCAAUCAAAAAGGGCAAGGUGUAAUAUGUGUUUAUGUAGCUAUCGGUCAAAGAGCAUCCUCCGUAGCUCAAGUAGUAACUACUUUCCAUGAGGAGGGGGCCAUGGAAUACACUAUUGUAGUAGCUGAAAUGGCGGAUUCACCUGCUACAUUACAAUACCUCGCUCCUUAUACGGGAGCAGCCCUGGCUGAGUAUUUUAUGUACCGCGAACGGCAUACUUUAAUAAUUUAUGAUGAUCUCUCCAAACAGGCACAAGCUUAUCGCCAAAUGUCCCUUCUAUUAAGAAGACCUCCCGGCCGUGAGGCUUAUCCAGGGGAUGUUUUUUAUUUGCAUUCACGCCUUUUAGAAAGAGCCGCUAAAUUAAAUUCUCUUUUAGGCGAAGGAAGUAUGACCGCUUUACCAAUAGUUGAGACUCAAUCUGGAGACGUUUCCGCCUAUAUUCCUACUAAUGUAAUCUCCAUUACAGAUGGACAAAUAUUCUUAUCUGCGGAUCUAUUCAAUGCCGGAAUUCGACCCGCUAUUAAUGUGGGUAUUUCUGUUUCCAGAGUAGGAUCCGCGGCUCAAAUUAAAGCCAUGAAACAAGUAGCUGGCAAAUCAAAAUUGGAACUAGCUCAAUUCGCAGAGUUACAAGCCUUUGCACAAUUCGCCUCUGCUCUCGAUAAAACAAGUCAGAAUCAAUUGGCAAGGGGUCGACGAUUAAGGGAAUUGCUUAAACAAUCCCAGGCAAAUCCUCUCCCAGUGGAAGAGCAGAUAGCUACUAUUUAUACCGGAACAAGAGGAUAUCUUGAUUCGUUAGAAAUUGAACAGGUAAAUAAAUUUCUGGAUGAGUUACGUAAACAUCUAAAAGAUACUAAACCUCAAUUCCAAGAAAUUAUAUCUUCUAGCAAGACAUUCACCGAGCAAGCGGAAAUCCUUUUGAAGGAAGCUAUUCAGGAACAGCUGGAACGGUUUUCUCUUCAGUAACAAAUAAAUUUUGCAUGUCUACUCUUGUUAGUAGAAUAGGAAUCGUUGAGAAAGAUUUUUCAUUUGAAUCAUGCAAAAAAGUUUUCUUUGUUUUUAGUUUAGUAUAGUUAUUUAAAGAAUAGAUAGAAAUAAGAUUGCGUCCAAUAGGAUUUGAACCUAUACCAAAGGUUUAGAAGACCUCUGUCCUAUCCAUUAGACAAUGGACGCUUUUCUUUCAUAUUUUAUUCUUUCUUUUAUUUUUUUUUCUUCUUCCGAGAAAAAACUGUUAGACCAAAACUCUUUUAGGAAAUCAAAAAAUCCAGAUACAAAUGCAUGAUGUAUAUAUUAUAUCAUGCAUAUAUCAUAAAGAAGGAGUAUGGAGCCGGUAGUGGGAAUCGAACCCGCAACCCCAAGGUUAUGAGCCUUAUGAGCUACCAAACUGCUCUAUACUCUUAAACUAAAGAGGG
This is a messenger RNA of Triticum aestivum (bread wheat), 2593 nucleotides long. RefSeq names its product ATP synthase subunit alpha, chloroplastic. NCBI's taxonomy places the organism in Eukaryota, Viridiplantae, Streptophyta, Magnoliopsida, Poales, Poaceae. Gene Ontology annotation, biological process: proton motive force-driven ATP synthesis; proton transmembrane transport. Gene Ontology annotation, molecular function: ATP binding; proton-transporting ATP synthase activity, rotational mechanism; ADP binding. The coding region runs from base 633 to 2147 and encodes 504 amino acids. The record is from RefSeq and is a predicted model, not a curated record. The transcript is spliced from 2 exons.